UAUUUAUAAAUGCAUAUAUAUAUAUAGUAGAUCAAGCGUAGAUCGUGUAACACAGCUUGCGGAGCUCGGGGGCUGCCAUCAAAAUGCAUAUUGAAAUACAAGUGGCUCUGAACUUUGUCAUUUCGUAUCUGUAUAAUAAACUGCCCCGACGUCGUGUGAACAUAUUUGGUGAGGAGCUGGAGAAGGCGCUGCGCGACAAGUUUCAAGGCCACUGGUACCCGGAGAAGCCCUUCAAGGGCUCGGCGUAUCGUUGUCUCAAAACUGGCGAUCCCAUUGACUCGGUGCUGGCGCGCGCUGCUCGCGAGAGUGGCGUGCCCAUAAGCGAUAUACUGGAGAACUUGCCCAACGAGCUGUCCGUCUGGGUGGAUCCGGGCGAGGUGUCCUAUCGCAUUGGCGAAAAGGGCGCUGUUAAGAUACUCUAUACGGAGAACAAUGAUAAUCCGGAGGAGAGCCAUUCGGCGGAUCGUGAGGUUACCAAAACGUUCAAUCCGGAGGCGCAAUGCUUUCGUCCCAUCGAUGUGGUCAAUACGACCAUGAACAAUCUGAGCUUAAGUCCCAAGGCAUUGCCGUUGCCAUUGCCAUUGCCGUUGCCAUUGCCGCUGCCGCUGCCAUUGCCAUUGCCGUCGUCGGGUUCGUCGCCACAGUCGGCCGCCUCCAGUGGGUCGCCAACCUACAAGGGCAGUCCGAAUCCCAAUGGCGGUGGCUCGAGCGGUGGCAGCAGCAAUGCCACAGCCAGCGCCACAGCCACCGCCGCUGCGACUGCCUUCGUGCAGCGCGCUGCCCAGGCACCGCUCACAUUCACCACGGCGACCUUUGCCCAGACGAAAUUCGGCAGCACCAAACUGAAGACUAGCUCCAAGCGUACCAACAGCAGCUCGUAUCGCAUGUCGCCCACUGAAUUCUCCAACUAUAUCAAGCAGCGCGCGAUGCAGCAGCAGCUGCAUCAUGGACACAGCGUUGGCGGGUCGUCGACGUCGGCAUUCGGCGGCCUGGAUGCGGUCUCGCCGGCACGUUCACUGUCGCCCAAUCCUCUGGCGCUGGGCGGCAAUCCGAGUAAUAACAGCAACGUAGCAUCGACAGCUGCAGCCGAUCCAUUUUAUUAUCCAAAUAUUACAAUGGGCCUGUAUCCGCAAUACAAUGGACAGCGUGGUCUAUUCGAGCCCCAUUUUACUGCGGAUGCGGGCAACCUUGGACUGUUUGGAGCCGGUGGAACAGCAGCAGCAGCAGCAGCAGCAGCAGCAGCAGCAGCGGCCGCCGCCAACGGUGCAGCAGCAGCAGCGGCCAGCAGCAAUAGCUUCAGUACUUACCUGGAACCAUGUUACUUUACCAAUGGUCAUGUCAAUCAGCAACAUCAUCAGCAGCAACAGCAUUUGGAGCAUGCAAACAGCAGCGAGAGCUGCUUUGGCUUGGACACGGAUUGCAGUGCCGUUGGCAUCGAGGACGCGACCAAUUCAGCUGUCGGCCUUGCUACUGGUGAAUCGUCCACGGAUAAUAGCCCAAUAGCCACGCCCACAGCUGGCAUUGCAGCGAGCCUGAAUGUGUCCAGCAGCGCUCAAGCUGUCGUCUCGACUGCCAGCCUAACGGCAGCGGCCACAAAUGGCGGCAGCAAUCAGCCGGACGGCAAUACAUCUUCUGCCAGCAAUAGCAACAAUAGCAAACUGAUUGAUGGACUGAGCUCGUUCUAUGGCAGCGGCUCCACCUACCAGCAGCUACUGGUGGCCAACUAGAACCAGCUGAAAUCGCUACGACAGCAAUUCACAAGGGACGACAAAGGAGCGCUAACCGGAAAUGCAAUAGAAACCAACAAAAAGACGAAGGCGACAAAUGUUCAAAGCAGCAGCAAAAG
Drosophila hydei is the source of this 1846-nucleotide messenger RNA. It is a transcript of the gene Tob, whose product is annotated as protein Tob1. Bases 84 to 1727 code for a protein of 547 amino acids. NCBI's taxonomy places the organism in Eukaryota, Metazoa, Arthropoda, Insecta, Diptera, Drosophilidae. Gene Ontology annotation, molecular function: transcription corepressor activity. Gene Ontology annotation, cellular component: nucleus; cytoplasm. The transcript has 5 exons. The record is from RefSeq and is a predicted model, not a curated record. Gene Ontology annotation, biological process: regulation of gene expression.